Messenger RNA from Hipposideros armiger (great roundleaf bat), 3617 nucleotides. It is a transcript of the gene NEFL, whose product is annotated as neurofilament light chain. The transcript has 4 exons. Gene Ontology annotation, molecular function: structural constituent of postsynaptic intermediate filament cytoskeleton. Lineage: Eukaryota; Metazoa; Chordata; Mammalia; Chiroptera; Hipposideridae. The record is from RefSeq and is a predicted model, not a curated record. Gene Ontology annotation, biological process: neurofilament bundle assembly. Gene Ontology annotation, cellular component: cytoplasm; axon; postsynaptic intermediate filament cytoskeleton. The coding region runs from base 186 to 1811 and encodes 541 amino acids.
CCGGCGCGCAGUGAUGGAUCGCAGGCUGCGUCAGAACCCUCUCCGCGUAUAAAUACGGGUGGCAGAACCGCGCCGAGCCGCACACAGCCAUCCAUCCUUCCCUUUCCCUCUCCCUCUCUCCCCCGUUCUUCUUUCUCUGUAGGCCCCCGUCUCUGCCGCCAGCCAGAGGGGCACCAACCGCCACCAUGAGUUCCUUCAGCUACGAGCCGUACUACUCGACCUCCUACAAGCGGCGCUACGUGGAGACGCCCCGGGUGCACAUCUCCAGCGUGCGCAGCGGCUACAGCACCGCGCGCUCCGCGUACUCCAGCUACUCGGCGCCGGUCUCCUCCUCACUGUCCGUGCGCCGCAGCUACUCUUCCAGCUCGGGUUCCUUGAUGCCCAGUCUCGAGAACCUCGACCUGAGCCAGGUAGCCGCCAUCAGCAACGACCUGAAGUCGAUCCGCACCCAGGAGAAGGCGCAGCUGCAGGACCUCAACGACCGCUUCGCCAGCUUCAUCGAGCGCGUGCACGAGCUGGAGCAGCAGAACAAGGUCUUGGAAGCCGAGCUGCUGGUGUUGCGCCAGAAGCACUCGGAGCCGUCGCGCUUCCGGGCGCUGUACGAGCAGGAGAUCCGCGAUCUGCGUCUGGCGGCGGAAGACGCCACCAACGAAAAGCAAGCGCUGCAGGGCGAGCGCGAGGGGCUGGAGGAGACUCUGCGCAAUCUGCAGGCGCGCUACGAAGAAGAGGUGCUGAGUCGCGAGGACGCCGAGGGCCGGCUGAUGGAAGCUCGCAAGGGCGCCGACGAGGCGGCUCUCGCCCGCGCGGAGCUCGAAAAGCGCAUCGACAGCCUGAUGGACGAAAUCGCCUUUCUAAAGAAGGUGCACGAAGAGGAGAUCGCUGAGCUGCAGGCGCAGAUCCAGUACGCGCAGAUCUCCGUGGAGAUGGACGUGUCCUCCAAGCCCGACCUCUCCGCCGCACUCAAGGACAUCCGCGCCCAGUACGAGAAGCUGGCUGCUAAGAACAUGCAGAACGCUGAAGAGUGGUUCAAGAGCCGCUUCACCGUGCUGACCGAGAGCGCCGCCAAGAACACAGAUGCGGUGCGUGCCGCCAAGGACGAGGUGUCCGAGAGCCGUCGCCUGCUCAAGGCCAAGACCCUGGAAAUCGAAGCGUGCCGGGGCAUGAACGAAGCGCUGGAGAAGCAGCUGCAGGAGCUGGAGGACAAGCAGAACGCCGACAUCAGUGCUAUGCAGGACACAAUCAACAAAUUAGAAAAUGAGUUGAGAACCACAAAGAGUGAAAUGGCACGGUACUUAAAAGAAUAUCAAGACCUCCUCAAUGUGAAGAUGGCUUUGGACAUUGAGAUCGCAGCUUACAGGAAACUCUUGGAAGGCGAGGAGACCCGGCUCAGUUUCACCAGCGUGGGAGGCAUAACCAGCGGCUACUCCCAGAGCUCUCAGGUCUUUGGCCGGUCUGCCUAUGGCGGUUUACAGACCAGCUCCUACUUGAUGUCGGCUCGCUCCUUCCCGUCUUACUAUACCAGCCACGUCCAAGAAGAGCAGAUCGAGGUGGAGGAGACCGUUGAGGCUUCAAAAGCGGAGGAAGCCAAGGACGAACCCCCAUCCGAAGGAGAAGCUGAAGAAGAGAAGGAGAAGGAAGAGGGAGAGGAAGAGGAGGGGGGAGAGGAGGAAGAAGGUGCCAAGGAAGAAUCUGAGGAUGCAAAGGAGGAAGAAGGAGGCGAAGGAGAAGAAGAAGACACCAAAGAAGCUGAAGAGGAUGAGAAAAAAGAUGAAGGUGCUGGGGAGGAGCAAGCAACCAAGAAGAAAGAUUGAGCCCCCCUUUUCCUUAAUUAUUCCAGGAAUAAUCCUUCCGAAAUCAGAUCAACCCCAUCACCAACCAUGCAGUUGAGUUCCAGAUACUAUAUGAAUUAAGAAGUCAAUAUAUGUAUAAUUCUGAGAUGACUCAGGUUGGACAUUAAAUGUUGUGCUAUGACUUUUCUCCUUACGCAGAGUAUCUGUUUGCUUGCAGAGUGGCUUCCUGGCUUGCCGCCAGCCUGUGCAUGGUCCAUGCUUAUGAGUUCAGGAUCUAUGGCAAUGUGAAUAAUUCAGAUGUUUACAAUUAAAACCACAUGAAUAAAUGAAUUCACUAAUGUUCAUGUUAAACUUCAUGGAAAAAAAUAGCCCUUUGAACCUUUGGUGGUUAGAAAUUAAAGACCUCGAAUUAUGUGCAAUAAACAGUAAAUAAAGUUACACUGAGUGACAUUUCUUGCUGUGGUUGUUGAGUUAAUUCAACUAUCUUAAAGAAGGCCCCCAAAUAAGCCAUAUACAAGUGGACUGUUGACCUCCAAAUUUUUUUAAGCCAAAGUAUUAACAAUCACAAUGCAUCUUCCCCCUUAACUGGUAAUUAUGAGGGGUAUAGUUAGGUCAUGACCAUUCAUGAAAUCGCUUCCUUCAAAAAUGUUACUGAUAAUAAACUUGAGUAAAUGAGAGUCCCUGGGGUUUUCUUUUUCUUUUAUAAGUAGUAAUAUAUUUUGCCCCAUAAAAUGUACUAUAUAAUAUUGGGAAUGACUUUAUGGAAGCAAUUCUGAAAUUACCUGAUAAAUAUACCCUUUAUGGUAAACAAGUAACUUUUAAACCAGUAUAUAAUAAUAAAUGCAAUUUGGAUAGAUGGUGAGUCCCACCUGUUCAUCAUUGUAACAGCAUUAAAAUAUAUAGUCUAAAUAUCAUGGGCAGAAGUUGAAACACAAGCAAAUGAUAUAAUCCGAAGGAGUAAUUUUCUUAUCAAUGUAUAAUUUUGGACAGAAAAUAAAAAAGUUAUUUGUUAUUGCAAACACGUUGCCUGCAAUCCUGAGCUCAUGAUUUAAUGUGUUAGCUUUUUCUGUUGCCUUGAGUAAAUAAUAAAUGAAUGGUACCCAUUUAAACCUUUUAAAAACUACAGAUACAGGUAAUGAAAUUGUUAUAAGUCACUAAAGGGGAGAUUCUAUAUGUGUAUGUUACAGUGCCAUUGCUCUGCAUGUCUAUUGGGAAAUAUUUGAAUUUCAAUGAUAGCUCUAACUGGUUGGACAUUGCAUCACCUACCACCCACCCCAUUUGUCCUGUGUCCACUGUAAAGUUAUGAAAGCUCUUGCAUUUGCACUUGAUGUGGAAUGUCGAUGAAAUUAUUGAUGACCUGCUGUUCUGCUUCUGUUCUUACACAAUUGCUUUGUCAGCUAAUUUCGUUCAAUAUUUGUUCUUCAGUCAAUUUUUAAAAGUCAUGAAUUUAACCUGAAAGCUAAGUGGUCUCCAUUUAAAGUUACCUGAUCCCGUCCCAUUACCGAUUUCUAGUUAAGUAUACAUCACCAUGCAAAUAGGUAAAAGAUCGCUUUACCUAUCAUGAUGCUAUGAAUCUGAAUUAUGAAGAUUCUCAGUACAUCGGCUUCUGUAAAGACUAGCAGUCACCUCAGAAACCAAGCUUUUCACAUUUAUGUUCAUUAAACAUGGGAUGCUGCAUCUGGUAAAACUCAGAGAGAUGCAAAUUACAUGUAAAGAAGUAACUUUAGCCAAAUGGAAACAGCUGGUUGGUUUGAGAAUUAUCUUGAAAUGAGAACAUUUUACCAUACUCUAUCCUGUGUGCCACAAUAAAAUACUGAAAAACCUAAA